Molecule: messenger RNA, 1860 nt
Organism: Diaporthe batatas
Lineage: Eukaryota; Fungi; Ascomycota; Sordariomycetes; Diaporthales; Diaporthaceae
Exons: 2
Coding region: 1-1860 (619 amino acids)
Biological process (GO): protein ubiquitination; ubiquitin-dependent protein catabolic process
Cellular component (GO): nucleus
Molecular function (GO): zinc ion binding; ubiquitin protein ligase activity
Source: RefSeq, a predicted model, not a curated record
AUGUCAUCCUUAGUAUCCGACUACAUCAUCAACCCCGUCACUCGGACCGUUGUCCGUCGCUUCUCGAGCCCUUUCUCCACGGGUCCUUCCCUCGAGCCCCGUCACCCCUUCUCACGGGGCGACUAUCCAGAGGAAAAUGGCAAUGCCAUCGCCGAAUGCGACGCACCCUCCCCUUUCCCCAGCCUCGGAAGGUUCACAAGAACCCCCGACAUAGCCCUUGGUGCCAGAUCCCCUCCUCGUCUCAUCCCCCAGAUGCGAAGGGGAGUAACUGCUCCCGCUGCAGACGAGCUGUCCCGACCCCUGACCGUUCCCUCAAUUGCCCCCCUGCGACUCGAGAUGGAACGUCACGAGCUGCCCGACACGGGGAGCGCCGCUGAGCCCGAGGGUGCCAUCGACGCCAGCGCCAGCGCACAGGCAGAGAGGGAGUCGCGCAGGCUACCUGCAGACGACGGCAUGCGGGAAAUGCGGCAACGGAUCCACAGCAUCCAGCACAGUAAUAUCACCCUCGACCAGAAGAGGUUUCUUACGCAGCAGCUUCAUACCGAAAAUUACAACAGCGCCAGGAAAGCCAAGAGGGUUGCUGAGGGGAAACCCGCAACGCCCGUGGUCCCCACUCAGGAUGGCUCGGCAUCGACGUCUCGAGAUACCAGCUUUGGCGUCGCAGCACUGGAGACGCUCAAAUCCUGGACUGGGCUCGAGGAGAGGGCCAGGCUAUACGUCUCGGAGCAAGACCGCCAACCGACAUAUGUGCCCGCCAUGGCCAUUCUCAAUGACGAGGAUGACUUGGACGAUGAUGCUGGGAGGUCGGACGGUGUCGAGGGUGCUGAGACUCGAUUACUGGGCUGCUUGCACUACAGGCGCAAUGUCAAGCUCCAAUGUGCGUCCUGCGAGAAAUGGUACACUUGCAGGCUGUGCCACGAUGAGGCCGAGGAGCACAUCUUGCCAAGGAAGGAGACCAAACACAUGUUGUGCAUGUUGUGUGGUCAUGCGCAAAAGGCCUCCGAUACCUGUGUGAACUGUGGCGAGACUGCGGCUCAAUACUAUUGCAACGUCUGCAAACUGUGGAGUGACGAUGUGAACAAGCCCAUAUACCACUGUGACGAAUGUGAACGUGCAACGGACGCCGACUGUCCUAUCUGCGGCGAGAACAUGUUCGCCUCGCACAAGACCGUCAUAUUCAUGGAUUGUGGUCACUCGAUACACCGGACCUGCUUCAAUGAAUACAUGGCCUCAUCCUACAAGUGCCCGAUUUGCAGCAAAAGUAUCGUGAACAUGGAGGCACUCUUCACAAACCUAGCGAACAUCAUCCGCGAGCAGCCGAUGCCGCAGGAGUUUGAGAAUGUAACAUCGACGAUCCUCUGCAACGACUGUUCAGCAAAAUGCACUACAAAGUAUCAUUUCUUGGGGUUGCGUUGUCAGAUUUGCCGUUCAUACAAUACGGCUGAACUGGAGCGGUCCGGGAUGCCUGGGGAGAGGGUUGGGGAUGAGCAAGCCUCCGUCCCUGGACGUUCGAUUUCAGCAACACCAGAAACGCUCGCGUUCCCUCAGCGCUCAAUACAGGACCGCACCAAUGGGCCAAGUUCUGCAUCAGGUCUGCAAGCGAAUCCUCAUUUACAAUACAGCUUGAGCCAAGGUGCCGCCAGCCCGACUGGCCCAUAUGCGCAAGCAGUUCCGGACCCAUAUGCCGCUAUGGACGAGGACGACGACGAGGAACUUGACUUCUGGGGAGGCGAGGCCCGGUCUGGUCCUGAAAGCGAGGACGAUGAUGAUUACGAAGACGAUACAGACGCCGAGGACUCAGAGAACGAAGAGGAUGAUGACAACGAGGACGAAGACAUCAUGUUGUUCGGUCACAGGUGA